CACUCGCAGGGUCGGAUUGUAUUGGACGUCGCCGCGGUCGUCACGGACUUUUUUUUUCGCUCACUCUGUCUUAUUGUUCUAGAGAUUUUCAUUGUUGGGAGUUCGUUGUGAGCAGGACGUGCAUUGACGCGUUGGGGUCGAUUUGCGAUCGCUUGGUUCGGGGGGAGCCUGCAGGAUGGGAUAUUCGCGAAUCAAAGUGGAUUUUCGGGCGUUUCUGUUGAAAUAUUGGUGAAACGAGUGAAAUUUACUGAAUAAUUUACGUGCGAUUGUGAGUGUGUGUGUGUCGGUGAAGUGUGUCUGGUGCAUCUCAUCUGGUCAGAUCCAGUCAAAAAUUCUUUCUUCUCGUGUGUCUCGUUCGCGUACGGAGUUCAUCGAGAGGAUUCGCCAGGCAGGCCGUUACUCCUGGGUUUAUGCAACCCACCAACCUACACAUAGGAAGAAUCCUUCUUGAGGAUGUAUUGGUGUUCCAGAUGCUCCUGUUUUGUUGAUAGUGGGUGAUGUGUGAUGAUGCAUAACAACCAGUUGUGGGGUGUUUGUCUAGAAGAGUGUACGGUGAAGUCCUGCGGGAUAAAAAAGGAUAUCCGCUCCUGACACUGUCAGGAAUCCCAACCUUUCUGCACGAAGAAGAGUAAUGAGGAUGCUGCAGUGGUCCAGCCGGUGAAACGAAAAGUGAAAAGGCCUUGAAUCUGGCCCCUGGCCAGACGACCAGAAGGGCAACCUAGCGAUACCAGCUUUCACAUGUCGUUACGAAAGUGAUCAAUCAGAAAAGUGGUGAUAAUUAAAAAACCAACGCAGAAGAAGAGUAUAGUGGACGCGAUGACAGAAAGAAAGUUUACCCGAGGGUUGAACAAGCCCGGGAUGGCCGCCCAGCUGAGGGAGAACAUCUCGCAGGUUGUACGUGAAUCUGCUUCACUUAGCAAACCUGUCCUGGUGGAGCCGAUCGACUUCGAAGGAUUCAUCGCGAAAAACAAAACCCUCAUCCAGAACGAUCCGCAGCGCGAGCUGCUGCUGUACCCGAGCGACGACGUGACGGAAGUGACGCUGCCGAAAAAGUUCCGCACCGUUACGAGCAACAUUCCGAGCUUUGCCGCUCUCCCAAGUGUCCCUAGUUCACCCAGCAAUGGCUCGGCCAACGGGAACAACCACCCGUCAUCUCCACAAGCCACAGGAAAAGCCGCAACUCCUCCCGGCGGGGGAAACUUGCAGGGCCACCUGCUGACCCGCCAGGCCUUGCACACCUACGAAUCCGCCAACCAUCUGAUACACUACAAAUACAGCGCUUACGGAGGAACUUGCCUCGAUCUGCCACGAAUAUCCCCCGCAAACGAGCUCAAGGAGGAGCUGUACGAAAUCGACACCGACCAUGAGGUGAUCUCCGAGCAGAUGAGCCGCUCCCAGGCGGACACAAUCACCAAGCAGGGCUACCUCCUGAAGGGUCCGGACACCAACUCGGACCGCAUGUUUGCCCACAUCGGCUCAAAGUCGUUCAAACGGAGGUACUGCUACCUGCGGCAGGAAAUCGACGGAACGUACAUCCUGCAGCUGCACAAGGACGAAAAGCAACCGGAAGCGAAGACCACGAUCGUGAUGGACUUUUGCACCGAGGUCGUUACGAAUCCGAAAAAGGGCCGCCACUGCUUCGAGCUGCGGAUGAACGCCGGCCAGCACAAAUCGGUCACGUUGGCCGCGGACGAUGAGGCGGAAAUGGACGACUGGGUGCGCAAGAUUUCCUCCGUAAUAGCCCAGAACAAGCUGCAGGAGGACAAACGAGCGGCGUCGCUGGAACGAACGGCCGCGCCACCACCUCCGGCCAGUCCCUGCUCGGCCAUGAUGUACGGCACGUUGAAGGGCCUCGAGCAGAGCAUGAACCCCCAGCUGAUGAAGUACGGUCGUGAAACGGACAUGUCUAUCGGGCAGGCACGGAAGGAGAACCGCCGACGGUUGUUUGGAGCGUAUCAGUUGCAGCACUUUCCGGCCGGGUCCAAAGUGGCGACCGCCAGCAGUAUGGGAGGAAAGGCGGACGGGAUCGAGCCGUACCGGGAACAGUUUGGCCAGCGGAUUCUGGUGCGAUGUGAUUCGCUCAAGUUUCGACUGCAGGCACCGAUUGAGAGUGUGGCGACGACGGCAAAUGGAGGUGGACAAGGCGCGGCCAAUGGGGACAGUGAACCGGCGCUGUGUCAGCUCGAACCCUACCUCACCUCGGUAGCCCUGUACGACGCCAAAGCGAACCGGAAGCUCACCGAGAGUUUCUACUUCGACCUGAACAAGGAGCACGUACGGGACAUGCUGACCGCGAGCUGUGACUCCGCCAAGCCACAGUGCACCUCACCCAAACCGACGACCAAAGCUCACGGCCAGCAAAACGGAAAUGGUACGCUGGCCCGACACGGCAAGACCCGCUGCGACGGUGCCGAGUUGUGUCCGGAGCUGAGCCGGGAGUGGCUGGCGAAAGCUAGGAAUGCGAUAUUCAGCGUCACGACUCCACAUUCGGACAUUUUCGUGGUGGUGAAGAUCGAUAAGAUUCUGCAGGGGGCGAUCAAUCCGGCGGCGGAACCGUACUUGAAGGCAACGAAGGACGUUAAGAUACUGACGAAGCUGCAGAAGACGGUUCGACAGUACGCGGCAAAGUGUGGCCAUUACCGGAUGCCGUUCGCGUGGGCUGCCAGGCCUCUGUUUCGGCUGUACAGCCACGAUCUGGACACGUCGUUUGACUUUCCGGCGAUUUAUCGGCAGGAGGGAGCGCGGUUGAAGGACGAGGAGUUGCUGAAGCUGCUGGCGGAGUACAGAAAACCGGACAAGUUUAGCAAGCUGACCGUGCUGCCUGGAUCGCUGAAGAUCUACAUCGAGGCGUUGAACGAACUUCCACCAAAUUGUCUAACAACCACCCUGGCCCCGUUGAAACCGUUCCCAUCGCCUCCGACCGCCCCGGGUCCCACCCUGGAGAUGAGCGAGUUCCUUAGCACCUCCGAGCAGCAUCUGCAUCCGUACGCUACCUUCGUUCACCACAUGUACGUUUACCCGUUGCACUUGAACUACGACAGCCAGAAGAUCUUCUCCCGAGCUCGUAACAUUGCCGUAAUUGUAGAACUGCGCGACUCGGACACGGCCGACGCCAAAUCCGUUGAGUGCAUCUACGGCCGCCCGGGCCAGGAAACGCUAGUGUCCCAGCAGUCCUGUCCGGUGCUGCACCACAGCACCGCCCCCACCUGGUACGAGGAGAUCAAGCUGCGACUGCCGCUGCGCAUCACGGCCCAGCACCAUCUGCUCUUUUCGUUCUUUCACGUGUCGUGUAACAUUGCCAAAAAGAAGGACCUGGCGUCGGGGACCAGCGCCGAGACGCCCGUCGGGUACGCCUGGCUGCCGCUGCUCGCCAAAGGAAAGAUGAACAUCGAGGAGCAGUGCCUAGCGGUGGCGGCAUCGCUGCCGGUGGGCUAUCUGUCGAUACAGCCGCUGGGACUGGGCAAGGGGCAGAACUCCGGGCCGGACAUUCAGUGGAUCGACAACCAGCGACCGAUCUUCACGGUCGGCUUCCGGCUCGACUCCACGGUCAUCACGACCGAUCAGCACCUGCACAAUCUGUUUGUGCACGCGGAACGGUUGCUCGAGCAGCCCAAAACCGCCGCCCAGCCGGCCGAGUCGGAAACGUGCAAAAUUCUAAAAGCUGCCCACGCGAUUCACAUCAGCUCGUUGAUAUCGUUUCUGCCGACCAUUCUGAAUCAGCUCUUUACGCUGCUGGUCGCGACGAGCAGUGAGGAAAUUGGGCUGAACAUCAUACGGUUACUCGUGAACGUGUUUCACAUGCUGGCUGAGGAAGCGAAGCGGAAGGAGUUGCUCACUUCUUACGUGCGUUAUGUUUUUCGUAUUGAGGGAUUUCCCGUGAACGGAUGUUCGCCGACCUCGCAGCAGGUCGCUACAGUUCACGGAGAGCUGUGUCGUCAUUUGCCAACGCUGCUGCAUCCGAACAAUACCGAUUUCUUGCUGGUGAACAAGUUUAUGAAGUUUUCCGGGAUAUUCUUUGACAUCAUCAUCAAGAGCAUGGGACAGUUCUUGCUGUCUACCGGACGGAUCAAGAUGCAGCGUAAUGAGCGGUUUCCCAAAGAGUACUCGACACGCAUUGAGUCGCUCUUCCACGUGUUGAUACCUUACCUCAACUCGCGGCACAAGGAUCUCCCGAUGGAGACGGAACAGCUGAACCAAAGCUUGGCCGUGUUUGUGAAACGCUGUCUCUCCUUCAUGGACCGGGGCUUCGUGUUUCGGUUGAUGCGCAUCUACAUGGACCGGUGGGGACCGGGAGAUUCCCGCAUCCUUCAGGAGUACAAGUUUGCGUUUAUUCGGGAAAUCUGCUCCCACGAACACUACAUUCCACUGAACUUGCCAUUCCUGUUGAGUCCGAACAAUCGACCGCCGGACUUGCUGCAGCAGUUUUGUCUGUCGGAAGAUUUCUGUAGACAGCACUUCCUGGCGGGAUUGCUGCUGCAGGACGUCAAGAGUUCCCUCAAUGAAAUUAGUCACAUUAGGAAGCUUGGGCUGACGAUCCUGAAGGACUUGCUAGCGAAGCACGAUUUGGACGAUCGCUACCAGAACAAAGGUCAACUCAGCCGAAUAGCGCUGCUGUACGUUCCCUGGUUGGGAAUCGUCCUGGAGAACAUCAACCGCAUCUCGGACGGUCUGGAGAAGAAGAAGCACGACUCCGUCGGCACAAACCGAAUCUCCUGCAGCAGUAGUUACGUGUUCGCCCGGGAAUCAACAACGACGGUCAUCCCGUCCACGGUCACAUCCCAAACAAGCACCCCAAAGUCGCGCAGCAAUCGAGUUACGCUCCAUCUGGACUACCCCAGCCCGAUCCGAUCCUCCCUUCACCUCAAAGACACCAGCUUCCUGUCCGCGAUCGCCGGUCAAACAUCGCUUUCCAACGGUCACUCGACCACAUCGCUCAACUCCGACUGCUCGACGCUGUCCCACGACGGGACGGUGGUAAUACGGCACAGCGAAACGAACGGCACUUCCGGUGGCCGACCUAGUCACGCUCGCUCGAUCAGCGUAACGCAACCGACGAUGAUCCAACGCACAGACAAGUUCACCCCGGCCGAGACCAAAGACAUGCUGAUCAGCUUUCUGUUUGUGGUGAAGCACCUGUCGCCGGACCACAUGCUCGCCUGGUGGCACAACUGUACCGAGAGCGAAACGGUGCAGUUCUUCACGGUGCUGGAUUUGAGCCUGCUGUACUUCCGGUACGUCGGCAAGAAGAACAUUCAGGUGCAGGGCGAGAUUGGGAACGACGCAAAGUCCAGCAAAUCAGCGAAGGCAAGUACGCUACCGGCGAGGAUGAUGCCACCGAACAGUGAGUCAGCAAACUCGUUCGAUUCUGGUACGCUGAAUCAUCCCCAGACUCGAGAGAAUUUAGUGGAGGAAACAGUGCGGCUGCAUCGAGCGCUGUGCGAGUCGAAUCUCGCGACGGAAAUCGGCUUGACCAUUUUGGACUGCUUGGGUCUCUACUCGAUCCAGUUCCGGGAUUCGAUGCAGGACAGUUCGGUGCUACCGAAGGUAGCUCGCGUCUACCUGCGAUUCUUACAACUCGGUCAAUCGGAGUCCCUCUCCAAGCACGUGUUUGCCGCUCUCCGUGCGUUCAUCAACAACUUUUCGCACGCCCUGUUCAAGGGCAACGCCAUCCUUUGCGGCCAGCUGGUCUACGAACUGCUCAAGUGCUGUGAUAGCCGAUUGUCUAGUCUGCGGCAGGAGGCCUGCGCCGUGCUGUACCUCCUCAUGCGCUCCAACUUUGAGUUCAGCGGCCGAAAGGGCCUCACCCGCGUUCAUCUCCAGGUCAUCAUCUCCGUGUCCCAAAUGAUCGGUAACGUCAUCGGCCUGAACAACGCCCGCUUCCAGGAGUCGCUCUCGAUCAUCAACAGUUACGCUACAAGCGACAAGGCGAUGAAAGGCAGCGGCUUCCCGAUGGAGGUCAAAGACCUCACGCGGCGCGUUCGCACCGUACUCAUGGCCACCGCCCAAAUGCAAGCUCACCACAUGGAUCCGGAACGCCUCCUAGAACUUCAGCACUCCCUAGCAAACUCGUACGCCUCCACCCCGGAACUCCGCCACACGUGGCUGGUAACGAUGGCCCGAAACCACGAACAAAACGGAAACAUUUCGGAAGCUGCCUGCUGCUACCUCCACAUCGCAGCCCUAAUCUCCGAGUACCUGCGGCUCAAAGGUUGCUGCUCGGUGGCGUACGGCGCGGAGUCGUUUUCCAAGAUAUCGCGCAACAUCCCGCGGGACGAGCGUGGUCUCAAGCUGGACAGUGGGGCGCAGGACUCGCAGUACACGGAGCAGUUGCUGCUGGAUCAGCUGAAGGAGUGUGCCGCGUACUUGGACCAGGCCGAGCGGCUCGAGUGUUUGGGCGAGCUGUACCGGUUGAUUGUGCCGAUACUGGAAGCGCGACGGGACUAUCCGGGAUUGGCGCAGUGUUAUCAGCAUUUGACACAGGCGUACAACCGGGUGAUCGAGUUCAACAAGACGGGCAAGCGGCUACUGGGGCGGUUCUUCCGGGUUAUCUACUAUGGGCAGGCUUACUUCGAGGACGAAAACGGCGUCGAGUACGUGUACAAGGAGCCGAAGGUGACCUCGCUGAGCGAGAUCUCCGAGCGGCUGGCCAAGCAGUACCGGGACAAGUUCGGCAGCGAUCACGUCAGGAUGAUUAUGGACUCCUCGCCGGUCGACGCUUCAACUCUCGACCCCAAGCUGGCCUACAUCCAGGUGACGCACGUGACGCCGUACUUUUGCAAGGACGAGCUGGAGAUCCGGCAGACUGAGUUCGAGCAGAACCACGACGUGGACACGUUCAUGUUCGAGACGCCGUUCACGCCGAAUGGGGGUGCGCGCGGCUCGGUCGAGGAACAGUGGAAGCGGCGGACGGUGUUGACCACUCAAUACAGCUUCCCGUACGUGCUGAAGCGCAUACCGGUCAAGGACCGGCAGUCGUUCGAGCUGAGUCCGAUCGACGUCGCGAUCGACGAGAUGCAGGCCAAGAUGGGCGAACUGGAGGAAGUGGUUCUGGGCCCGAUCGACGCCAAGAAGCUGCAGCUUAGGCUGCAAGGUUGCGUGGCCGUUACGGUCAACGCGGGACCGCUGGCGUACGCUUCGGCAUUUCUAGAUCCGAAAAAUGGCUCCAAAUACCCCGCCGACAAGGUUGAGGAUUUGAAAGAUGUGUUCCGUGACUUUGUGCGCAUUUGCUACACCGCGCUGCAGAUUAACGCGAACGUCAUCUGCUCGGACCAGCGCGAGUACCACAACGCGCUGCACGAGAACUACGAGGCCCUGUGCUCGGCGCUCAGCGAUCUGCUGGGCGAGUUUGUGUACCCGCUGGACGACAGCAACAACAACGCUCACCGCCAUAGUCUUGCCUUGUUCUCCGCCAUCAGUGGCGCGCCGAACAACUCCAGCACCGCUUAGGGAGUGGGGGCUCAGGAA
This is a messenger RNA of Culex quinquefasciatus (southern house mosquito), 7464 nucleotides long. RefSeq names its product dedicator of cytokinesis protein 9 (gene Ziz). Gene Ontology annotation, molecular function: guanyl-nucleotide exchange factor activity. NCBI's taxonomy places the organism in Eukaryota, Metazoa, Arthropoda, Insecta, Diptera, Culicidae. Bases 817 to 7446 code for a protein of 2209 amino acids. The transcript has 12 exons. Gene Ontology annotation, biological process: positive regulation of GTPase activity; small GTPase-mediated signal transduction. The record is from RefSeq and is a predicted model, not a curated record.